Molecule: messenger RNA, 3303 nt
Organism: Lampris incognitus (smalleye Pacific opah)
Lineage: Eukaryota; Metazoa; Chordata; Actinopteri; Lampriformes; Lampridae
Gene: tmem132e
Product: transmembrane protein 132E
Exons: 9
Coding region: 4-3303 (1099 amino acids)
Source: RefSeq, a predicted model, not a curated record
AAUAUGGGACUUUUUAUUUAUGAUUUGGACUGCGGGGACAGGCAACGAUAUUUUUGUGCUCAGUUCUGGGUAAUUUUGAUAACACUUGCAGGUAAAAUCUCUCCAACUAGCUCAGAUGCCCUCCUCAGUUCCUCAGCAGCCACAGCCAAUCCCUUGCCACCCAAGAUCUACCUUCCUGCCAACUUCAAACUGUCCAAUGCCCAGCUGGCCUUCUUCCUCAGAGAAGCCCAGAUUACAGGGCAAGCAUUUGGCAGCAAUGGUAGGAGCAGUAGCAGCAGUAGCCCCAACACUGGACAGCCACUGCUACGCUCAGAAAGUUUUGUGGUUUUCCAGACCAAGGACCUCCCCUCUGUCAACAUAAGCUUUGGGCCUUUUGCCCAGGACCAGGCGCUCUCUAAGGAGCUGCUCCAGCCAGCUAGUCCACUUGAUAUUCCCGGCCAGCUAACAGUCAACUGGAAGGUACGGGCCUUCAUUGUCCAAGCACGGGUCUUCUCCAACAACCCCACCGUCCAAGUUUUUUUCUACAUUGCUGGCCGUGACUGGGAUGACUUCAGGGCUCAGGACAAGCUCCCCUGUGUCCGGCUCCACGCUUUUCGCGAUGUCCGAGAGAUUAAAACCUCCUGUCGGAUGAAAGGCAACCUGGCUCAAUGCUUGGCCCACCUGGACCUUCCCUCCUCCUGGUUCAACACCAACAUGGCCCCACUGGGCCGAAGGAAAGGCUCCAGUGAUGGGCUUUUGGACGGGCUCAAUAGUGAAACUCUCCAAGCAGAGCUGUACUACACCCUCCAUGAACCUAAUGCUGGGGGUGAGUGCAGUGAAGGUUCAGGCCAUAGGGGUGGCGGUGGUUCCAGGGGAGAACCACUGUCACAGCACCCCCUGCUGCGCAUAGGUAGCAUCAGCCUUUACCAAGCAAGCCAGGAGCAGCUACUGGUGGACAAACAGCUGGACAAGAACAUGUUUCUCAGACUGCCAGAGAAGCCCCUGAAGCCUGGCGAGACCCUGAAAAUCUUCCUCUACUUGAUGCCCAACUCGACUGUCGAGCAGUUCACCCUCAAGGUCAAGGCAAAGAAAGGGGUGAACCUGCUCCAGAGUAAGUCAAAGAAUGCCCAGUGGAAGGUGGAUUGGAAGGUGCAGUCUGGGGCAAAGCAUUCCAUCACCACCAUAGAUGUGAACAAAAACAAAGGAGUGAAACAAGAGGAUAUAUUGGGCAAUGUGGAGGUGAUGCAGCUGGAUUUCGAGAUGGAGAACUUCACCAGCCUGUCAGUGACAAGGAGGAUUAACUGGAACAUUGACUAUAAGGGACAGAAUCCACCUCCUGACUCCGAGAAGGUUGUGACAGAGCUGACUGUGGUCCAGAGGGACAUUCAGGCCAUCAUACCCCUAUCUAUGGAUACUGAGAUCAUUAACACUGCCAUUCUGACUGGGCGCACCGUGGCCAUCCCCGUCAAGAUGGUUUCGAUAGAGAUGAAUGGAGCAGUCACCGACAUCUCAGCCUUCGUACAAUGCAAGUCCUCAAAUGAAGACAUUGUCAAGGUGUCCAUGAAUUGUGACUAUGUGUUCGUCAAUGGGAAGGAGACACGCGGGUCCAUGAACGCCAGGGUCAUAUUCAGCUAUGAGCACUUGAGCGCACCACUGGAGCUGACCGUCUGGGUGCCCAAACUCCCCCUGCAGGUGGAACUGUCUGACAACAACCUCAGCUUCAUCAAAGGUUGGAGGGUACCCAUUCUGCCCGACCGAAGGAGCACCAGAGACAGUGACGCAGAGGAUGAGGAGGAUGAGCGGCGGGUGAGUCGGGGCUGCACCCUGCAGUACCAGCGCGCUUUGGUCAAAGUCCUGACUCAGUUCCACACCACAUCUACAGAGGGCACUGACCAAGUCAUCACCAUGCUGGGGCCCGACUGGCAGGUGGAUGUCACAGACCUCGUUCAAGACUCCCUCAAGGUGGCAGAUCCCAGGAUAGCCGAGCUGGUAGACAGAACUGUCCUGGUGGGCCUAGAGCUUGGCUCCACUCUCCUGAAGGUUGAGUCUCCAUUGGCUGUGGAUGCAGUAUUGGGAGAAUCACCGUUCGCAGUCACAGAUGAUAAAGUGUCCAUCUCAGAGCUGCGUGUGCAUGCUAUCUCUGGCCUGAGCCUGUCACUCCAGCCCAGCCCCGGAAACAGUCACACCAUGGUUGCUAAGGCAACCGGCCUGCAGACGCUCACGACUCCCAAACAGGAGGCCAGCUUGUCUAUUUGGAUGUGCUUCAGUGAUAAUACAGCAGCUCCUCUCACCUAUUUUGACCCGAAAGACUACAACCUUAAUGCUUCUACACUGGAUGACAAGCUGGUAUCUGUAUCCCAAGAGCCUCAGCAGCGCUGGCCGGUGGUGGUAGCAGAAGGGGAAGGAUCUGGGGAUAUGGUGCGCCUGGAGAUGACCAUCUGUGAGGCCUGCCAGAAGACCAAGCGCAAAAGCGUCAUUGCAUCUGCUGCUGUCUUCAUCAAAGUCCGCUUGGGCCCAGAAGAGGAUUCUGAGGAAGAGGCAAACACCGAUGGCGAGAUUGAGCUGGCUCCCGUCACCAGACGGCCAAUUAUUGAUCCCAAUGUUGGUGGGCGAAUUUAUGAGACAUCUAAUGAGCAGCCUGCCAGUGUUCCCAUAGAUUACACUAAUUUUCCUACUAUUAGCAACCAGGAGAGACCGACCGAGGGAGAAGAGGAGGAGGAGGAGGAGGAGGAGGAGGACGAUGACUUUGUCCACUCGCCACGUAACAUGACCGACCUGGAGAUUGGCAUGUAUGCUCUGCUAGGGGUCUUCUGCCUGGCCAUUUUGGUCUUUCUCAUCAAUUGCAUCGUCUUCGUACUGAAAUACCGACACAAGCGGAUCCCGCCUGAGGGUCAGGCCAACAUGGACCACUCCCACCACUGGGUGUUCCUGGGAAACGGCCAGCCUCUGAGGACCCAGGGUGACCUCUCACCGCAGCAGGUGGAAAGCCCAAGCAACCCCUUAGAAGGUGUACAGACUUGCUGCCACGGGGACCACCACAGCAGUGGCAGUUCUCAGACCAGUGUUCAGAGCCAGGUACAUGGGCGAGGCGAUGGCAGCUCCGGCGGCUCCACGAAGGAGAACGGUGAGGAGGCCAGCUCACCCACCUCCAAGCGCAAGAGAGUGAAGUUUACCACCUUUACCACCCUACCCACAGAGGACCUGCCCUACAACUCUAUCCCCAUAGCAGACGAAGAGGACAUUCAAUGGGUCUGCCAGGACAUGGGUUUCCAAGACCCUGAGGAACUGCAUGACUACAUGCGUAGAAUAAAGGAAAUAGCCUGA